Molecule: messenger RNA, 1001 nt
Organism: Cryptococcus deneoformans JEC21
Lineage: Eukaryota; Fungi; Basidiomycota; Tremellomycetes; Tremellales; Cryptococcaceae
Product: mitochondrion protein, putative
Exons: 6
Coding region: 80-928 (282 amino acids)
Cellular component (GO): mitochondrion; cytoplasm
Source: RefSeq, a predicted model, not a curated record
CUCCCUCGACUUUUGCUCCUCUUUACUCCUCCGUUUCUCUCUCGCCCACCAGUAGCCUCCUGGUCACCCAACAUCCCUCAUGUCCGCCUCAUACUCACCCCAAAAAAAUCCUCAGCACCAGCAACUUUCGUCCGAGCCGCCCCACGCCAGCUCCUCUGCUUGGAGCGGUAAUCUCGGCGAAGAUCCGGUCUUCAUAGGCAUAGUAUCCGCUGUGGGAGCAAGUGCCUUUACACUUUUAGGUGUUAUGGGCUACCGGAGGUAUUGGAGACGUAUCAAGAAUGCCGACUACGUAACGAGCGAGCUUUUAAGACGGAAAACCUGGGUCAAGGGUAUUGUGACGAGCGUCGGAGAUGGAGAUAAUUUGCGGCUAUAUCAUACGCCGGGGCCCUUCUUUCAAUAUCCAUUGAAGAUCCGUUCUGUACCUACAACUCAAAAGGGGCUGAGAAACGAAACCAUCAGUAUCCGUAUAGCUGGCGUAGAUGCUCCCGAAAACGCCCACUUCGGUAACCCCGCACAGCCCCAUGCUAGAGAAUCUCUCGAGUGGUUAAGAGCUACCAUCUUGGGCAAGCGCAUGCGUUGCCAGCUUUUGGCUAAAGAUCAGUAUAACAGAAUCGUCGCUGUGCCGUAUAUCUCCCGAAGGUUUUGGUGGGAUAGGCCUUUGCCUCUUAUGAUGUUAAGGGAAGGCAUGGCUGUGGUAUACAAAGCAGGAGGAGCUGAUUAUGGUCCAUGGGGUCUCGAUGAAAUGUUGAAAGUAGAGGCAGAAGCCAGAAACGCAAAGAGGGGUUUAUGGGCACUAAAGAAAUUCGAAAGUCCGGGGGAUUUCAAAGCCCGCAUGAAGCUAAAAAGUGAUGUCUCUGAAGAACGGCCUGAAGGGAAAUUGCCCUCAGGCUGGAUAGCACUGGUGAAGAGACUGAUGGGUCGCACUUGAUAACUGGGGCCUAAAUCUGUAGAUAAUAAUGAUGCCGGCAUUUUUUUAACCGAAUGAACAUGAAAACCCACAC